Messenger RNA from Chara braunii, 3218 nucleotides. The record is from the annotation of a GenBank genome assembly. Lineage: Eukaryota; Viridiplantae; Streptophyta; Charophyceae; Charales; Characeae.
UGGGACCCCUGUCGUGCACCAACACCACGAUACAUAACUAUCUGAUGUAUGGGGUACUUGUUGGGUUCUCCCUCUGGGGGACCCUCUGGCGUCUCCUCUUUCCUCUGGACUUUUGGCCCACUUUCACGUGUAGAGUAGGGCCCACGCGGUGGGACUUCCACCACCCCCUACACAAAGGAGGAGGAGGAGAAGAUGGUCGCCCUUCUACAGGAGAAGAAGGAGAAGAAGGAGGCCAAGAAGAGGGCCUUGAAGGAGGAGCAGGCGGCCAAACUGAAGAAGAUGGAAGAAGAAAUGGCCAGAGAGACAGAGAGGUUGAAAAAGGAAGAAGAAGAGAAGCUAAAGGAGGUGGAUGAAGAAGAGGAAGGACCGCCACUGCAAAGGAGUAGUGAGCAGCCCAGUAGUAAUACCGGUGGAAACCUAGAGAAAAGGAUAUCUGAAUGGGUUGCCAACCUGACUGUGGGAGAAGAGGAAGAGGUUAGUAUGUACAUCCCGCAGGAUCAGCAAGAAGUUGCCAUGAAGGCUUGGGAGGCAGAGAAAGACCCUCUUAAACGUCAAGCGUUGGAAGACGAGAAGAAGAUGGAAUGGAAAUUAGCGGUGAUGAGGGAGAAGAAGAGGACAAUUGACAAGGCAGCGGAGGCGGCGGAGGCCUUAGAAGAGGUGAAGAACACAGAGGCGCAAUUAGCCGCCCAGCCCGAUCUCCCGAAUGAGAUGCGAGUCAUAGCUUGGAGCGUCGCAUGCCUGGCAUGGGUUCAGGCAGACCAAUAUGACUUUAGUAGAAAUCAGCAAGUCCUAAUUGCUAUCCACGCGCUGAGAGAAGAGGCCGCCAGUUUUGCAAGGUCCCUAGUUCGCGCUGCCAACUGUAGUGAUGAUCCCGUUGCGUACUCCUCAUUUACAUCCCUCACCGAAUUUCUGAAAUUGCUGCGCGAGCGAUUUGCUGAUGUCGCUCGCAGUGUCAGGGCCUCAGACAAGCUCCAAACAAUCCAUUCCCGUAAAUGGAAGAGCGCCAGGGCACUCAAGGGUACAAUGGAUGAGUUGGUAGCCGUUCCUGACCAUGGGGUCACAGAGGGCCAGUUAAUCAACCUCUUUUACUGGGCUAUGCCCGAAGCCUUUCGAAGGCAGUUCUUCGCGAAGAGCGAAGACCCUGCCACCACUUACGAUUCCCUUAGUCGCGAGGUGGUGGCUUUUGAAGCAAAGUCAGUGUCCGUGUCUACCUUCUGGCACAAAGACUUGGACAGGGGUAAGCAAUGGAAAGGCCGCACUAUCUCAGGGCAGGUAAAGACCAAGGAUAUCCUUGUCCUGACUUUAGAUGAGGGUAGUGUGGAUGAGAUUCCCUACGACCAGAUUGAGUGGGGAUUAGAGGAGGCGGACAGCGGUGUGGGCCAAGGGAGAUCUUACGCUGCUGUCGCGGCUGGAGGGAGGCCGCAAGAAGGAAGAGGCCAGGGCCAAGGGGGCCGGGCCUCAGGGAGUCGAUUUCAGGGCGAUCAGGGGGUUGGCGGCAGAGGAGGAAACCGCCAAGCGGGAGGCAGGGGUCAAGGCCGUUGUCUAGACAGCUGUCCAGAGACUGCUUGUGUCAGGGUCUCUUUAGACACCUCCCUCACAGGCGUGGCCGAAGAAUUGAAGGAGAGGAUUCCCGCCUGGGCCAAGAUGAAGAAAGAACAGAAAGGACAACUAAUUCUGGUAGAUGUAGAGAUUUUUAGAGGUAGAGUAGGGGCCCUAGUAGAUUCAGGGGCUACCCGCAGCUAUAUUAGUAGGAAGACGCUGCAGAAGUUGAAGCUAGGGCUUAAAGUCCAAAAGCUAGCAGAUCCCAUAGUUAGUAUCCUCGCAGACAAUCGUACUAUGGUUGUAGAGGAGUAUGUAGAGGGAGUCCAGKCGUAUUUCCGCCUAGAGAAGGAUAGGAAAGUGGAGAAGGUUCUCCACUCCCUGAAUCUCCUCGUAGAAGACAGCCUCCCAUUCGACAUUGUUCUGGGAAUGGAUUGGGGAGAGGCAGCCGGGGCCACGCUCCAUUUGAAGGAGCACGAGUGUAGGCUCCCUAGUUCGUCAGGCGAGGCCAAGACUACCCGCCUGUUUCAUGCGUCAGGGGUAGAGAAUUCCUUGGCGCACUGCUGUCUUAGUGCCCCCGCGUUCGCCAGAAUGGUGAAGAAGGAGGGAUUGGAGGAACAGGUCUUUGUUGCCUAUGUUAGGCCAGUGACUGAGCCUAUAGAGGAGAAGCCCGUAGACCCUACUAUUGCCAAAUUGCUAGAAGAGUUUAAGGAUUUAACUAAGCCGCCGACAGGCACGGUGCCGCGGCCUAUCCAGCACCGUAUUGAGAUAGAGCCUGGCAGUAGAACUCCUAAGGGUGUUGUAUAUAGGAUGUCCCCGCGGGAGUUAGAGGAGCUAUGGAAGCAAUUGGACGAGCUCCUCGAAAAGGGGUGGAUUAGGCCCAGUUCGUCUCCUUUUGGAGCCCCUGUUCUCUUUGUCCCUAAGAAAGAGGGAGAGUUGAGGAUGUGUAUAGACUAUAGGGGUCUGAAUGCUAUUACAGUAAAGAAUGCUGAGCCACUGCCUAGGAUAGACGAUCUUUUGGAUCGAGUGCAAGGGGCCAAGUACUUCUCUAAGAUAGACUUAAAGUCCGGAUACCAUCAGAUAGAGGCCAAGAUGACACCUAAGCUUACUAGGUGGGCAACAGAGAUAGAUCAGUACGACUUUGAGCUCAAGCCUGUCAAAGGGAAGUACAACGUAGUCGCGGAUGCUUUGAGUAGAAGAGCUGAUUACUUUGGGGCAAUAGUACAUUACCUCGAUAUAGGAAAGGAUCUGCAGCAGCAGGUUAGAGAAGCCUACAAGAAGGACCCUAUCUAUGGUAAGCUCCUUAAGAAAGUCAAGGAGGCCCCAGAGACCGAGCCGAACUACCGCACUACUGAAGGGUUGCUUUUUAAGAAGACUAAUGUUUUUGACCGAUUGUGCAUCCCCAAUAGCGAAGAGAUCCGCAGUCUCAUCCUGGGAGAAUGCCAUGACACGGAAGGUCAUUUUGGUUGGCAAAAGACCUUAGCCAAUCUGAUGCGCGCGUAUACCUGGCCAGGGAUGAAGAAUGACUGCGUAGAGUAUGUUCGCAGUUGUAAGGUCUGCCAGCGUAACAAGUCUUCUACGCGUGCCCCGUUAGGCCAGGGAUGAAGAAUGACUGCGUAGAGUAUGUUCGCAGUUGUAAGGUCUGCCAGCGUAACAAGUCUUCUACGCGUGCCCCGUUA